This is a messenger RNA of Erpetoichthys calabaricus (reedfish), 3992 nucleotides long. Its product is annotated as ciliogenesis and planar polarity effector 1-like. Gene Ontology annotation, cellular component: ciliary transition zone. Bases 6 to 3992 code for a protein of 1328 amino acids. Gene Ontology annotation, biological process: cilium assembly. The record is from RefSeq and is a predicted model, not a curated record. The transcript has 26 exons. Lineage: Eukaryota; Metazoa; Chordata; Cladistia; Polypteriformes; Polypteridae.
ACAAAAUGGAGGUGAAAUUGGAAGUCAUAGUAUCAUCAAGCAUUAAAAGGAAAAAGCCAUGGUCUCGAUUCAGCUGGCUCGGACAGGCCACAGAAAGUAUAUUCAUGUUGGAUGAUAAGCGCGUUAGUGAAAUCAACUUAGUGACUGGAAGAAAAAAGAAAAAGAACCCAAAAUUCAGUGCUCUCAUGAAGAAUGUCAUAAAUUUGGCAACUUCUACAAAUGGUGCUUGGCUAAUAGGGUUGCUGGCAUCAGGUGAACUCUUUUUGUGGAACAAGGACCACGACUGUUUGAAAAUGACAAGUGCAGCAGAUGGUGUUAGUCAAGUCAUGAAACCUUCGCAUGAGUAUUCAAAGGCACUGGGAUUGUUUGUCUCUGGAGAUGGAAUGAGGGUCCUCUUGGCGAACCCAACAGGACAUGUAUUGCUCUGGGAAAGUCAUGAAAGAAAAGAUCUAACUACAGUAGUAGGCACUUUGGUGACCGGCCAGUGGUCACAGAUCCUUCAUCCCAAAAGUGUGAUUCUGCCAGCCAACACAGACAAGGAGACAUCAGUGCAUGCUGCCUUUACUGCUCAGGAGUGUGUUGGAGACUGCUGUUUCUGUUCCUUUGCGUUUACUGCUGAAGAAAAAUUAGUUGUGACUUUCAUGACAAUACAGUGGUUCGAAAAGGCAGUAUGCUACUCCAGUAAAACGCCUUUUAGAGUGAAGUGGACAACAAAGAAGUACUCUCUUGCCAGACUGAUUCCUGCUUGUGCCAGUGUGAAGUCCCGAGGAGCUCUGCCUACUGCCCUUUCUGGAGACGGACUCAUAUUGUCAAUAGCGGUUAAUCAGAACAAUCCCAAGGCCUCUCAGGUUCUAUUUGUAAGCACAACCAACUUUGUGACAGUGUCUAGCAAUCUGAAAGGCUGUGGCAGCAAAAAUAGUCCCAUUUUUCUCUCUUGGCUGGUCCACAGGUCCUACUGGGUGAGUGACAUGGCCUGGACCUGCAAUGACCUCUACCUGGCCUGUCUGCUCAAGCGAGGAGCUCUUCUGUUUUUAUCCCGACUGGGGGACCUCCUUACACUCACAACUUACGGUUGCUCUGUUGAGUUUGGCCCAGCACAGUAUAUUCCUCUUCAUCCAUUAAUUAACUUCAGGCCUCCGCAAUCAGAACUAAAGUCCUUCGACUAUGAAGAUGCUUUUGGUUCAGACGUUUCUCUUAAAGAUGAGAUGAGGCAACGCUUCUCAGUGAACGCUCACUGGCGCCUUCCCUACCUCAUUGUUUCAGAUGGCUACAUGGUCACCGUCCUCAACGUCUCCAGCAACUUCUUACCUUCUGCCUUCAUGAGCUCCAUCCUUCAGGAUACCAGGCAACGGCUUAAGAAAAUUAGGCAAACUCUCAUGUUAUCUCAGCCACAAAACAGAGAAAAAUUGAAGCAGCUUUCAUCUAUAAAUCUGAGCUCUGUUCAAGAUGAAGAGUUUAAAGCACAUGCAGUGGAAUCAACACCUCAGUUUCUUCAGGAGGAUUAUGAAGCCCAAGAAAAGAAAAACAAUGACUGCAGUGGCGAUGAAUCCAAUGAAGACAGCCUGAGCCUUUGUGAUUUUGCCCCAGAAGUGCAGAGUGGACAUAUUGAGUUUGCCUCUAUGUUUGACACCAUCCAUGCAAUCCCAGACUUGACCGCUGAAAGCAGUGACACAUCUGCACAAAUUCCUCUCGUACAGAAGAACCUCCUGAUGAAUAAGAUGGAUCAGAAUAAGACACUGAAAAGAGAUGCCUGGAUGUACCCGAUUCUCCAGAUUUUUAAAUACUUCCUAACUGUUCUUUACUGGGACAUGACUCACAAGGAGUGCCUUAGUGUCACUGUGGAACUGCUGACAUCCCAGCAUCUAAAUGUGAUAUAUACUGCUCAAAGUCAGCUGGCAUCCAAUGGAGCACGGCUGGAUAUGUUCUCAACUCCAUUUCUACAGGAGGGCCUUGACUUGGAGAAAUCUAUCAACUUCUCUGUAGUGGCACCUCAAAAGGUGGAUAGACAACAGAAACCUUCUGACAGGCUAGCGGCUGUCUGGAAGAUACUGUACCAGCAAGCACUCCGUUAUCGGUCUUGUCUUCAUAAACCUCUUGUAUCCAAUGGGCAACAGCUGAAUGAAAAGAAACAUGAGGAAUGCUGGAGUUCUUGCCUUAUUGCUCAGAUUCAGACAGCAAUGCAGACAUCGGGCAUGACACUUGGAGGCAUGAGGAAACUGAAACCCAUUAGAGGAGAAGAGCACUUUCUCUUUGGCUCUUACUCAGAUGCUUUGAAAUUUUGGCAGUCUUCACUUCAAAAGGAGACAGAAAAAGACGGCGGUCGAACACGAUUCCUGCAGACCCGUUACUGCCUCUCUAUUCUGUACUGUCACCUCUACCAUUAUAACCUGAGAGCAGCCCAUGGGUUGUGUGACCGAUUAGCCAGAUGGGUUCUUCGUCAUUCUCAGCUGUACUCGGAAGACGUUCACACAUUAACAGAUGAAUGCUGCUUCCAUGAAAGAUGGCCUUUUUGUAACAUCAACAAUGAAGCUGCAUAUGCUGUGAUCCAGUCAAUGGCUAGAUUCAUGGCAGCCUAUUUCACCAAUCAGCCUCUUUUUGUGCUUCCUCCACACCAUGUGGACAUUUUGCCACCAUUGCAUGGCAAGCCAGAUUGCCUUCCUCGAGUAAUCCCAUUGCAGCACUCCUACUUGGCCAGGAUGGUGCGUGAUCAGCACCUCUCCAGCGUCUGGACAGUCGAGUAUGCCUUGGACUUACUGCUUAUUGGUGGGUUGUUACCUGAAGCCGUUUGGUUUGCUCACACUCUUGGUGACUGGAAGAUGGCAGUUUCUCUUGGUGUAGCUUACAACUUUUAUGGUCGGACUACUUUUAACCUUCCUAGGUUAAAAUUGCGAGAGCUUAAAAUUCCUUCACAACUGCGGCCAACACAGAUUUUCAAGACUAAAUUGCAAUCACUAAUUGGACAAAAAUCCCAUCCAGAAGGACUGAUUACUGUUGGAGCCGAUCCACGGUCCGGAGAUGUGAAAGGCUGUAAACGGUUCACAGAUUCCAUUGAAGAGGAGGAUGCGGACUCACUUUUUAAUUCCAUUCAGGAGAUUUUAAAAGCCGCUGUCAUGGCAGAAUCUGAUGUGCUUUCAGAGACUUUUAUUGUAUUGCUUCAGACUGCCAAGGAGCUGAGUACAAAGCUAUCUGCUAUAGUGCCUCAUGGGCUGUAUCUGCCAGCGCCUCCCUUGUACUGCCCACAGCCAGCUCCUGACAUCAAGGAUGUCCCAGAUGACAUAGCAUUAAGAACAGAACUCAUGACACGCCAGAGUCUAUCCAGUGUGCUUCAGCGCAUGCUAUUAUUGUUUAGUGCUGCCCAUUGUUCACUUUCAGCUGCCCAGUGGUAUAUUAGGAAACUGAAGCAUUGUCGGAAAGUCAUGAACAAGAUUCAACUGAAAGGCUCUCUGCCUCUGCUCAGCCCUUUUCCAGAAUCGCUGCUUAAAUACUUAAACACCAGGAAUUACCUCCAUGCCAGAGGAGCUAACAGAGGUGGCCAGCCUGACCCCGUCAUACUUAGGACAAUCCAUUGUUUCCGGGAACUGUGUGGCUUGUGCUGGAUGUUCCAUGUUAGAGAAAUGCUGUCGGUGAACUGCAGGAAGUAUCAGCUUGCAAGGAAUACUGGUAAAGACCUGCAGGGUUACAAGGAAACCGAAGAGUACAAUGCUGCAGCAAUCAGGUACUGCAUUGAAGCUCUGGAGUGGGCUUGUCGUUUUCUACCAUUUUCCAGGUUUAUAAAUGCAGAAGAAGUUGUCCAGGAUGUGAUCCUGAGUCUGGUAGCUGAACUUCCUCCAAUAAAGAAGGUGGCGGACAUUCUUGUGAAAGCUUUUCCAGAACAGGAGGAGUCUGUGCGUGUUGCUUUGAGGGAAAAGUAUAGUUCUCUACUUAAAAAUCUUAGACAUUUAACUCUAAAAGGUGGAGAUAGAGAAGAUGAACAAGAGAGUGAUAAAGACUAA